CAUUUUCCCGGGACCCGGGCCAAGCAGUCGAAUCGGAGUCCCUCCAAACCCAUGGUCUCCUCGCACCUUCCCCGUCGCUUUGUUUUUCUUGUCGCCUGCAACAUCCUCUUUCAAGAUUCGUCGAAGUGCACUUUUUUUUAAACUUACGAUUCGCAGCUUUCGUGGCGUCUAAAGUCCUUCGCUGUCGACCGGCUAGUCAUUGCAGAAGACAGACAUCGUUGCAGAAGGCGUUUGUGCGCUCACGAGAAAAAGGCUUACCGGAGCGAAGUCCUCGCCUGUUUCAUGGUGCUCCCGCGGUUUUUGUGAGAAUGCUCGUCGAAUGACGUCCGUUACGCCUCGAUAAAGUGUAUUUAGGUGACUUUGUGUGGUUCUGUGUACCCGGAUAUUUGAAGGAGACGACGUAGGGAGACGCUACUUUGAUGUGGAACCUAUAGGACAUCAAUAGACAGAGGAAUCAUUUCAAGGCACCGUGCAACGGUUGUGCUGAACGUUGCAUUUAAUAGAUGCUGGAGAAUACUGCCGUUCCUUCAGAGGAGAUAUCAUUUUGUUCUUUCGAUGACACCGUAGACUCAAGGGAAAUAUUUCAAAGUCACCGCUCAACUUGUGCAGUGGACUCAGAAGACGUCUAGUGGCACGUCGUAAUGCACCACAUUGCCUCAAAGCAACAGUGACCUCUUGUAAGUAGUGAACUCUGCGGAUUUCUCACUGCCAUUGGUAACCUGAAUCGCACUUUUUCUGGAUUGAAAACCUCCAAAGUGUGUCCUGGACAUUUUCCAAGUACAGUGUCCGUUUGAAGGCGAAGGCUACUGUCGUUGCCAAAAUUCUUCUGAACAACAGCCAUCGUGAUCCAAAACUGUACAGGCAAGAAGCCCAUUACCGCAGAACACGACACUCAACAGCGGUCUUCAUAUUAACUGGCCAUGUGGUUCUUACUGACAUUAGUGACGAUAGUGGCAUAUUGUUUUUACCGGUGGUUCGAAAAUAGGUGCGACGGUAACUGCAGCUUGCCGCCUGGACCGCAAGGGUUACCGGUGCUAGGGUACUGGCUGGGGGACCGACCUCUUGAAACUCUUCAGCGGCUCGCUAAGGAUUUUGGACCUAUUUGUCGGUUUAGAGUGUUGGGUAAAGACUACAUCCACUUGGGCUCUUGUUCAGCAAUAAGAGAAGCCUAUCUGAAAACCGGAGACGCCUUCGUCGGGAGACCGCAUCGUGAAUCUGCGGUCACGUGGAUUUUGGAUGGACGUGGCAUUUCUCAAGGCGAGGGAGCAGAAUGGAUAGAACACCGUCGCUUCGUUCUGCACACAUUGCGGGAUUUCAACUUUGGCCACUUGGACGUCUCCGAAAUUGUGCAGGAGGUGGCUGAUCAGUUAGCAGGAAGCGUGGCCGAAAGAACCCUCAGGCCCAUGGAUCCUUUGCCUCUCCUCACCACUUCCACCCUGUCCGUGCUUGCUGGACUGCUGUUCGACAGGGCACAGAUGCCUGAAGGGGACGAGGAGUUCGACACUCUCCUGGAACUCAUCACUGCCGCGUCCGAGUACGCCUUCGACUACCUGCCCCAGUUAUGGAAGGGGAUCGUCCCGUUGAAGAUGCGUCGAAAUUUCUCCGAGAUUCGACGCAUUAAGCAAGAGCUCCAUGAUCUACUGAACCAGGUGAUAAAAGAACACGAACAAUCAUUCAAUGACUCCAUGUUGCGUGAUUAUCUGGAUGUCUACCUGAACGAAAGGCGAAGAGCGGAGCGAGAGGGCACCCUCGCAAGCAGCUCUUUCACCAUGCAUCACUUCAGAACGAUAUGUUUGGACCUCCUUUUAAGCGGCACUGCCAGUACGGCUACUUGGCUCCAUUGGGCAUUGCGCAUCAUGGCCGAACACCCGAAAGUACAGCAACGGAUUCAAGAGGAAAUGGAUUCGCUCCUCUGCGCGGACGACAAAUUCGACUCCGUCGUCAUGCGAGACAACUUGCCGUACACGGAAGCGACCAUAUUGGAAAUCCAUCGCUUCGCCAGUGUGUACUCUGUGGCCAUGCUGCGUACUAACCCUGAAGCGACAACGUUGUGCGGAUUUGGGAUCCCCGCUAAAUCCGUUAUCAUAGCGAACCUGAGACUGGCACACCAAGAUCCCGAGUACUGGGACAAUCCCGGAGUGUUUGACCCAACACGAUUUUUGGGCGAAGAUGGCAGGCCGGAGAAGCGAGACGGUUUUCUUCCGUUCUCCCUGGGAAAACGCAUGUGUCUAGGAGAAGCCCUGACCAAGUCUGUUAGUUUCAUCUUCCUUACGACGCUGCUAAAAAAAUUCUCAUUCGAACUCUGUUCUACCGAUGAAACAAAUAGUGAGGAAGCAGAAACGGUACUUCGUUCGCCUGGUAACUACAAGCUCUUCGUGACACCUCGUGUGCAGACGACAACCUUAUAAAUUCCUAUCCUUAUUUUACGUGCAAAUUUAGCCCGAAAGAAUGAUUUUUGAAACCAGCGCCACUCUUUGUUUGCCACCGCUGUGUUUUGUGGCGCCAUCUAUACAGCUUGCGUGUAAAUAUUAAUGUGCAUACUUUCCGCGCCUCGUCGCCACCGUCGAGCACACCUGUAGGCCAAAUUCAAGGCGCGCUUUUACCUCGGUGUGCUUGCUGGCAAGUUUUGGUCGUCGUCUGUCGACGGACUUGUUUGUGAAAAUUUACAUGUGUGGAUGUUUACGUGCUCAGACCGAUCUACGUAUGUGUGUGGCCUGAGUGAUUCUAUUUUUGCGCGACGCUGUCACCUCGGAUUUGCAUACCACCGCUGAUGACAAAAACCUGGCUACCCGUUUUUGUGCGUUGCAACUUUGCCACUCGUGAACUGGUAGUCUGAGGAGAUCCUUGCAACUAGGCCUAAACGAAGUUGACCGGUGGGUACGGUUUUUAUGCUUGCAGGUAUUAGUUCGGUUUGCUCGGCAUUAAUUACCGCCGCACAGACAGGUUGUGAUAUCUGCAAAAGCUUGCAGCCUUGCUGUCGUAGCGUCAUGGCAUCCAAAACCACCUUUCGGACAGGCUGUAAUUUGGAAAGUGCGUUUAAAAUCGAUGGCCUUGAAAAAUCUUGUAGUGACUUAGGUUCGAUGUGUUUGUAUGCGACAGGAGCUAAGUAAAGUGCACUCCAGUGCAGUCUCUCAAGAGCGCACUUUUCUUCAGAGUGAUGCUGUUUGCUUCUGAGUCUCGAACGGCCUACAUGAGCCGAGUCCGUUGAUGCUUAGUUUGAGAACGAGUUCGCAAGGCUUUUGCGAACAACUGCAGAAUUUGUGAAUGUUUGUAUUAAAUUUGAUCAUUACCUAAUUUACCCCUUUAUGAUUUUUCUUUUAGACGGGGAAAGUGUAUGAUGAGCUCUUGUUACCUUAGUGGAGGGAUAAGCAGUGCGAUUAGAGUUGCCUUAUUACGAAAUGUCGUGGACAGUGCUAGCACGCUCUUAUCAGUUUAUGUACAAUGGAGAUACCAGUUGGCAUUUUCUUGAUUUGUCUCUGUACGUGUUUGUCCUCUGAAAUUUCUCCUUGGGUGAAAUCUGAUAAGAACAUUCCGCGUGACACAGGCGGUAUGCCAGUGUCGACUUCUCCGCGUGCCGUCUCGUCGUAUACUUCUCUUUUUCUUUCUUUUUUUUUAACGGUAGACAAAUGGUCUUCACCUAAUGUUAUUCAAAGCAGAAGAAAUAUUGCAAACAUUAAGUGUCCUUCAAAAGUUUCGUACCGGGUAGCCUUGGGAGGGGGCGGGGCAGGUAACUGACAUUCGAGUUGCCAUUUAGAUGUCGCUGAGAUACUGCGAGAAAUAAAUUGCACGUGAUUCCUGACCACGUUGUGUAUAAAAUGCACAAUCCCCUGGAACUUAGUUACACCGAUCAGUAGGUCUGCACGCGUGGCAUGCUUUCUGUAACGUGUCGGAGAGUUCUGUUUCCUGUUUUGGGGCAGUCUUCUUGAGUGAUGUUUUUUUCAUAAAUAAAAUGGGGAGUUUUUCUCA
This is a messenger RNA of Ornithodoros turicata, 3966 nucleotides long. RefSeq names its product cytochrome P450 2J1-like. Gene Ontology annotation, cellular component: cytoplasm; intracellular membrane-bounded organelle. Gene Ontology annotation, biological process: xenobiotic metabolic process. The record is from RefSeq and is a predicted model, not a curated record. The transcript is spliced from 6 exons. Bases 921 to 2408 code for a protein of 495 amino acids. Lineage: Eukaryota; Metazoa; Arthropoda; Arachnida; Ixodida; Argasidae. Gene Ontology annotation, molecular function: heme binding; oxidoreductase activity, acting on paired donors, with incorporation or reduction of molecular oxygen, reduced flavin or flavoprotein as one donor, and incorporation of one atom of oxygen; iron ion binding.